Messenger RNA from Peniophora sp. CBMAI 1063, 648 nucleotides. NCBI's taxonomy places the organism in Eukaryota, Fungi, Basidiomycota, Agaricomycetes, Russulales, Peniophoraceae. The record is from the annotation of a GenBank genome assembly.
AUGGAUGCCUGGGGUUUACCCGACGAAGGUUGGAAACCGCCGGAGGUCCAACCCAGAAAGGAGAAGCGCGCCAAACAGAAGCAGAACAAGGCGGUGCGUCCAUACACCGAGACAGAACCUUCGCCCCGUGCGUCGCAGGAGGCUAGCGCACAAGACAAGCUCGAUCGCGAGCUUCAGCGCCCGAACCCAUACACCGCGGAGAGCACUUCUUCUCCACGACCGGACGCGCAGGAGAAGCUACGUCGCGAGCGUCUGCGCCUUCUUGCGGACGCAGGCUCCAGUGCCCAGGGUUCGGAUAGUCCAGCCCUCGGGUCAGCAUCCACUUCGAAUCGCCCGACAUCGCCCGCGCCAACAUACACGAGCCUGCCACCGUACACUCCUGGCCCUUCUCAACCUCGACCGCAGUCUUCCCGUGAGGGCUCUCAGGCGAAGACCAGUUCUUUCCUCAACCGGCUCGGCCUCACUACGUCGCGCAGGCGUAGUAGGGAGCCCGACUGGGCCGUGGCAUCAAAUACAUCCACAGACACAAGGCCUCUACCGACCGUCCCGGACGCUGGUCACAGUUCCAGCGGAGCUCGUGAGGGAGCGGGGCUUGAUGAUAAGUCCGGUGCUGCGGGUCAAGCGAGCACCACCAACGACGGCACUUGA